AAUCCUCUUUGCCACGUCUCUUCAGGGCAGCAGCAUUUACAGCAGCCGCGGCCACAGCUGGGAAAGGGCGACGCGGAGGGAAUUUGGAGGGCUGCGCUACGCCCCCUCCCCGGCCUGGCGGGCUCCCCAGCCUGGCGGGCUGGUGGUGAAGGUGAUCCGCUCAUGGUGCUGUUGGAGAGGCGAAUUGGAAAAUUGUUACAUAAGAAUCAAGGCAAAAAGUGCCAGAGGUGGAAAAGGUGGAUUGCUUCCUGGUCAUGCCCGGUGGAAGGAGGGGACCCAGCCGGCAGCAACUAAGCCGUUCAGCUUUGCCUUCUCUUCAGACAUUAGUUGGUGGGAACUGUGGCAACGGAACAGGUCUGAGAAAUAGGAAUGGUAGUACUCUCAGUCUUUCUGCUCCUCCUAUCACUGCCCUGAUUACUCCUGAGCCUGUGAGGCACUGCCGAAUCCCAGAGCUCCCUGUGGAUGGAAACCUUCUAUUUGAAUUCCUCUUUUUCAUCUACUUGCUGGUGUCUCUUUUCAUUCAAUAUAUUAAUAUUUACAAGACCGUCUGGUGGUAUCCAUAUAACCACCCUGCCUCCUGUACAUCACUGAACUUUCACCUCAUUGAUUAUCACCUGGCUGCAUUCAUCACAGUGAUGUUGGCACGGAGGCUUGUAUGGGCCCUCAUCUCUGAGAACAUCUUUGAAACAUUUGUGGGAUAUGUGAGGGAAGACUGUGGAGCUGAUGGAAUUCUGGGUUUAACUCUGCAGGCCUCGCAGGUGGGUACUUCAUCAAUGAUUCACGAUAUGGCAUUGAUUCUGGCACGUCUAGUUCUACUCACCCUUUGUGUAUGGGUGCUCUGUUGGACUCUGGUCAACCUUUUCCGCAGCCAUUCUGUCCUCAAUCUCCUCUUUCUUGGCUACCCGUUUGGUGUCUAUGUUCCAUUGUGCUGCUUCCACCAAGAUAGUAGAAACCAGCCUCUUUCAACAGACUGCAGCUAUUUAGUACAGGAUCAACUAGUGGAUGAUAGUGCCUCAGGGGUUGGCAGUCUUGUGAAGCCCAAAGAUUUAUUUUCUCUCCUGAGAGAAUCUGUCAAAGAACAGUUCAACCCCUCUGUGACCACACCGACGCACAGCUGUCCCUUGUCCCCAGAUCUCAUUCGCAAUGAAGUGGAGGGCCUCAAAGCAGAUUUUAACCGCCGAAUCAAGGAAGUUCUCUUCAAUUCCCUCUUCAGUGCCUACUAUGUGGCAUUUCUGCCACUGUGCUUUGUGAAGAGCACUCAGUAUUACGAUAUGCGUUGGUCAUGUGAGCACCUCAUCAUGGUUUGGAUCAAUGCUUUUGUCAUGCUCACCACACAACUGCUUCCUCCCAAGUAUUGUGACUUGCUACACAGAUCAGCUGCUCACUUGGGCAAGUGGCAGAAGCUGGAACAUGGGUCAUAUAGUAAUACUCCUCAACACAUCUGGUCUGAGAGCACAAUCUGGCCACAAGGAGUGCUGGUACGGCAUAGUCGAUGCUUAUAUAAAGCAGUGGGACCUUAUAAUGUAGCUGUGCCUUCAGAUGUCUCUCAUGCUCGCUUUUAUUUCCUCUUCCACCAUCCCUUACGGCUUCUCAAUCUGCUGAUUCUCAUAGAAGGCAGUGUGGUCUGUUAUCAACUCUACUCCCUGCUGCGCUCAGAGAAGUGGAACCAUACGCUCUCCAUGGCCCUGAUACUCUUCUGCAACUACUAUGUCUUAUUUAAACUCCUGAGGGACCGAAUAGUAUUGGGCAAGGCCUAUUCUUAUCCACUCAACAGCUAUGGGUUAAAAGCCCAUUAGCUAUCUGUGGAAGGGAAGGAUAUUUUCAUACAGUUAUAUUUUUUUUCCUUGCAACCGUUUAUAAAUAUUUAAAAAAAAUAUUUUA
Molecule: messenger RNA, 1881 nt
Organism: Notechis scutatus (mainland tiger snake)
Lineage: Eukaryota; Metazoa; Chordata; Lepidosauria; Squamata; Elapidae
Source: RefSeq, a predicted model, not a curated record